AUGGAGGCGAACGAGGAGCAGUGCGAGCUCACCCUCCACUCAUCGCCGUCGUCGGUGCGGGAGCCCCCCGGCUUGUUCCUCUGCGUCUACUGCGGCCGCAACUUCUACAACUCGCAGGCGUUCGGUGGCCACCAGAACGCGCACAAGGAAGAGCGCCGCCUGGCCAGGCGCCGGCGGGAAAUGGCCACCACCAGGCGCGUGCAUGCGGCGUCGCCGUUGUCGCCAGCGCCUUCUUCGCAUGAGGCGGCGACGGCAAGGCUCAGCGCUGAGGACCACGCGACUGGUCUGUUUGCUGCGGCUAAGAAGGCGAGGAUGGAGAUCCAGCUGGAGCGCGGCAGGAGCUUCCCGGAAUACGAUGAUGCGCGCACUGGCGACGGGCUGGAUUUGUCUCUCCGGCUGUGA
Molecule: messenger RNA, 402 nt
Organism: Aegilops tauschii subsp. strangulata
Lineage: Eukaryota; Viridiplantae; Streptophyta; Magnoliopsida; Poales; Poaceae
Biological process (GO): negative regulation of abscisic acid-activated signaling pathway
Source: RefSeq, a predicted model, not a curated record